UCCUUUUCAGCUGAGCGUCAUCGUUGUAGGAUCUCUUCUCAAGUUUUCACCCCUUAACUCGCCGCCUGCUUCUCUCUCUGGUCAUUUGACGUGGACAUCGGCUGAAAGAAAGACUCAGGGUUUCUUAUUAUUAUCCGGACAAGUUUAACAAAAUGCCUGGACCAGCAGCAAGUGCAACCAAUGUUGCGGCCUCCAGUCGCUCCCCUAGUAAGACAGUGGCUCCCCGCGCAGCAGGCUCCACAGUCAGACAAAGGAAAGCUACUAGCAGUGGUACACGCAGUGGUGGCAGGACCACAGGAUCAGCUGGCACUGGUGGCAUGUGGCGCUUCUACACAGAAGACUCACCAGGCCUUAAAGUUGGGCCAGUGCCAGUGCUGGUAAUGAGUCUGCUCUUCAUCGCUUCAGUCUUCAUGCUGCACAUCUGGGGGAAGUACACCCGCUCCUAAAUCUCACCUCUGACCCUGUGACUCAGCUUCUUAACACAUUGGAACUGGACCAAACAAGAAUUGAACAAAAAAAAAACCCCUCAAGCUCAUAGUUCCAUUCACUAUUUUUGCAAUACACACAAACUGGAUUUUUAUGCAACCCUUUCACUACAUGAUCUUCGUCUGAGUCUGAUGUUGGUAACCACCUUAUUGUUCUUAGUCCACUCAUGUUUUGAACGAUCGAGGACUGGGAGGAAGCCAUGCUAGCCCACCUCAGAUGUGCCAUGAUGUGUUAGUGUGUGUGUGACCCUCCCUACAAGCAGCCGCAGCAGAUAAACUGCUGCAUGAAGGUUCAGUGCUGUGCUCAAAGACACUGUUAUUUUCAGGCCCCCAGCAUCAACAUUUCUCCCUGUAGCCUGGAUUACAUUUUUUGUUAACAGCAUUUGUACAAAAUAUUAUUGUAAUAUUGUACAAUAAAAAAAAGUAAAAUCAAUACAAUUGUGUUUGAAAUGUAACGUUUUUGUGAACCUCGUUUUGAUGUUGAAGAUGUUUUGUUUUUUGUGUCUUUUGGCACAAGGGAGCCAGUGUUCUCAUCUCUAAUUAUCUGUAAUCACUACUAGACUUUACUAUAAGCUGUGUAUUUUUCCAAAACUUUGUUUUGACAGAACUGCACUGGAGAUGGUUCUGCUCCGAGACCCACCAUGGGACAAUUUCAGAGCCAUUGACAGUUUAAGCAGUUGAGUUGAACAAAUAACUGUGUAACACUUUUUUUUUUUGCAGGACUUCACUCAACUUUUACUGUCGGUUUUCUUUUUCUUUAUUUCAAACUGAACUGGCAAGUUAAGUAACUUGUUUAUUCAGCAAUUAAUCAACUGCAGUAACAUAGUCUGUAUUGCUCCACAACUUAAGAAGAUUACACACACUGUACAGCACUAUAUAUGUAUGAGCUGAAAAGUCCAGACUUGCCUGUGUUGCUGCCGCUGCUUCUGCUUUAAACUAAAGUUUGACUGGAUAAAAGUGUUAA
Messenger RNA from Solea senegalensis (Senegalese sole), 1449 nucleotides. It is a transcript of the gene sec61b, whose product is annotated as SEC61 translocon subunit beta. Gene Ontology annotation, cellular component: Sec61 translocon complex. The record is from RefSeq and is a predicted model, not a curated record. The transcript is spliced from 4 exons. The coding region runs from base 153 to 446 and encodes 97 amino acids. Lineage: Eukaryota; Metazoa; Chordata; Actinopteri; Pleuronectiformes; Soleidae. Gene Ontology annotation, biological process: intracellular protein transport.